AUGGAUAUUCAAGAUCUUACAUGUCCCAUUUGCAUGUGUAUUGCUGAGGAUCCGCAAAUAACGUCAUGUUGUAAUCGAGUAUUUUGUGUAAAAGAUGCUGAUCUAAUUCAAUAUACCAAUGGUUGUCCAUUAUGUCGUAAAAAACAUUUUUCAUUUAAAUCAUCUUCUAAACAUAAAGAAAUGCUCGAACAAUUAACUAUUAAAUGUGUUUGCUCUGAACGUAUAGCACCCGAUGACUAUGAGAGACAUCUAGAACGAUGUUCGAAUGUAACAUUUCCUUGUCCACAUAAUACAUGUCGAGAAAAAAAUGAUUUAGCAAAAUAUAAUUCUCAACAACUUGUUAGUCAUCUUGCUCGAUGUCAUUGUAAUGAAGUUUCUUUACUUGGUUCAACAUUUAUAAAUAAAAAAUCUGUUGAAACUUAUAAAAAAGCAUCUAUUAAAUAUAAUGAUCUUGUUUCAACACUUUAUUCAGUACUUUAUCCAAAAAUGAUUGAUAUACAAUUAAAAAAUUGUUCAUCAACUCUACGAAAUUCAUCAAUAUUUAAAUGUCCACAUGGACAUAAAUUAAUUGAAGCUGAUCAUACAAAACGUAAACGUAAAAAUGGUACAGUUUAUUCAUCAGCCAGUUAUAAUUGUGAUAUAUGUCAUCAUUCAUUUCCAAAUGGUCAAUCAUGGCAUUGUUCAUGUACAGAUACGGGUUUUGAUAAAUGUGUUGGUUGUCUUGUUUUUCAAUUAUAUAGUAUUGAUAAUAAUAUAUUAAAAUUAGCAAGUGAAGAUAAAGAAAAACAACAAGAACAUUAUAGACGAGGUAGUAUUCGUAAUAUUGUACAUUUGCCACGUGGUAUAUUUCGUUUAUUAACUGGACAUAUGGGUGAAAAUGAAGACGAUGAUGAUUCUAGUCUUUUAGCACUAAGACAUCAACCACCAUUUUUAAUUGAACAAAAUACAUUGGAAAGAAGAGAUAAUGAUACAAAUGGAGGUAAUCAUCGGGAAGAUUAA
Messenger RNA from Rotaria sordida, 999 nucleotides. The record is from the annotation of a GenBank genome assembly. Lineage: Eukaryota; Metazoa; Rotifera; Eurotatoria; Philodinida; Philodinidae.